Molecule: messenger RNA, 2080 nt
Organism: Myodes glareolus (Bank vole)
Lineage: Eukaryota; Metazoa; Chordata; Mammalia; Rodentia; Cricetidae
Product: interferon-inducible GTPase 1-like
Biological process (GO): autophagosome assembly; innate immune response; cellular response to interferon-beta
Cellular component (GO): endoplasmic reticulum membrane
Molecular function (GO): GTP binding; GTPase activity
Source: RefSeq, a predicted model, not a curated record
UGAAACUGAACCCACUCUCCUAUGUGAUUGGCUAGCACACUCUGAAGGUGGGACGAAAGUCAAGACAAAAGAGCUACACAUCUUCCUUGUUUCUGCUGAGGAAGCAGAGGGAGUUCCAGCGAGGGGCCUCCAGCACAGUGAGGGCUAUUCCUGCCCUGAGCAGAGAGAGCAGCCUCCAGACACAGGAUUUUCUGUGCCAUUAGUUGCUCAUAGUCAUGGGUCAGCUGUUCUCUUCAUCUAAGGAUGAGCGCCACCAGGAUUUGUCCUCCAGCUUUGCCGAAUAUUUUAAGAAGUUCAAGGUAGGAAGCAAAAUUAUCCCUCAGGAAACCAUAGCUUCAAUUGAGUUAAGCCUGUCACAAGGAAACAUACAGGGGACAAACUCUUCGAUCACUAAUGCAUUAAAAGAAAUUGAUAGCACCCCACUCAAUGUUGCUGUGACUGGAGAAUCUGGAGCAGGGAAGUCCAGCUUCAUCAAUGCCCUGAGAGGGAUUGGGCAUGAAGAUGAAGGUGCAGCUGAAAUAGGUGUGGUGGAAACAACCAUGAGGAGACAUCCCUACACACACCCCAAGAUUCCCAAUGUGGUUUUUUGGGACCUGCCUGGAAUUGGAACCACAAAUUUCCCACCCAAAGAUUAUCUGGAGAAAAUGAAAUUUAACGAGUAUGAUUUCUUCAUCAUUGUGUCUGCCACGCGCUUUAAGAAAAAUGAUAUAGACCUUGCCAAAGCAAUCAGCGUGAUGAAGAAGGAUUUCUACUUCGUGAGAACCAAGGUGGACUCUGACUUAAAAAAUGAGAAGGAAUUCAAACCACGAACCUUUGACAGAGAAACGGUCCUGCAUCAGAUCCGCAGCAGCUGUGAGAGGACCUUUCAGGAGAAUAACGUUGAGCAACCACCCAUCUUCUUGAUAUCUAAUAAAACCUUAUCUGACUAUGAUUUCCAAAUCCUGAUGGACAAGGUGGUGAAUGCUCUCCCUGUACACAAACGACACAAUUUUAUGCUCUCCUUGCCUAAUAUUACAGAUGCGGCCAUUGAAAGAAAGCGGCAAUUCCUGAAGCAGAGGAUUUGGCUCGAAGCCUUUGCGACUGACCUACUCAAUAUGAUCCCUUCACUGACCCUCUUAAUGGGCAAUGACGUGGAGAAUCUUAGGAAAAACAUGAACCACUAUCGAACUGUCUUUGGAGUGGAUGAUGCAUCCUUGCAGAGUUUGGCUGAGGACUGGCAAGUGUCAGUGGAUCAGCUCAAGGCAAAGAUGAAAUCUCCUCAUGUGUUUGAAACUACAAAGAAAGAAACAAUACAAGAAAAGCUUUCAAGACUUUGUGAGGAGUUUUGUUUGGCUAACGGGCACUUCAUUGCUAAGAAUGUUUAUGUUAAAGAAUUGUUUUACCUGAAAUUUUGUUUCCUUGACAUGGUGACAGAUGAUGCUAAUGCUCUCCUCAGAGAGAUAUGUGUAAAAAAUAACUUGGUUUCAGAUUAGGCUGAAAUCUUGUAGCUGUCAAAAAUCAAAAUCAAUGACAGAAAAAUAGGACACUGAUAUUGCAAAACAACAUACUGUGUUAUUCAGGCCAUCCAGGCUUUAUCCAUACUUAGUGAUCAUCUAUCCACAUUAGCUGUAGCAAGGGGAUCAGAUUUGUGUAAAUAAGCUGAGAACUAAAACCUAUCUACUCACUUUGAAUAAACUCUCACAUUGAGUAAUUUCACUUUUAUCUGAAUUUAUUUUAUAUAAAUCAACAUCCAUUUUUAGGUUUAGCAUUGUGAUGGGUGGUUUGAUCGACAGACUAGAAUCACAUUGGAGGUGAUUCUCCAAUGUGCAACAUUGCACAAAACAUCAGGGUUUGCGUUUGGAAAACUAUUUUGCUUAUGUUAGUGUAGGUGAGAAGUGCUGCCCACUGUGGGCGGCCGCAUUCCCUAGCUGGUAAUUCCUGACCAUGUAUAUGGAAAGAGAGGCUAAGCCGCAGCACACCCGCACUCAUGCGUUGCUCUCUGCUCUCUUACUGCGGGUGGAGGGGGACUAGCUGCCCCUAGCUGCUGCUGCGACUCCUCUAUAACCUUGGCUUUCACACUUAUGUCCUCUCUUCAUAGUGA